Aethina tumida (small hive beetle) is the source of this 1727-nucleotide messenger RNA. RefSeq names its product trace amine-associated receptor 1-like. NCBI's taxonomy places the organism in Eukaryota, Metazoa, Arthropoda, Insecta, Coleoptera, Nitidulidae. Gene Ontology annotation, molecular function: G protein-coupled receptor activity. Gene Ontology annotation, biological process: G protein-coupled receptor signaling pathway. The transcript is spliced from 3 exons. The coding region runs from base 227 to 1450 and encodes 407 amino acids. The record is from RefSeq and is a predicted model, not a curated record. Gene Ontology annotation, cellular component: membrane.
UAAAGAAAUAAAAAAAUAGUAUGUAUAUUUAUAAAAAUGUUCCGCUUAAUAUUAAUAAAUUGUUUCUUUUUUUGGAGAAUUUAAUUUUUUAAAGAAUUUAUGUUGUUAACAAAUUGAAUAAUUGAUGGGAAAAGUGUCGAGGUCAAAUUGCAGGAAAUCGAUAAAAAUAAUGUUGUAAACAAGAAUUCGGGUGUUGCAGGCACAAAUUGAAAAGGAUGACGUUUCCAUGAAUCCCACAUUUCCCAUCGUGAUUUUCAUCACUCCGACGACGAUAAUCGGCAACUCUCUCAUCCUGAUCGCGAUCUUCCGGUUCAAACGACUGAGGUCGCCGUCCAACUAUCUGCUGACCAGUCUGGCCACUUCCGACUUGGCCAUCGGAAUCCUGCUUCCUCUGGCCACGUUCCAGAAGCAGCGCAACACCUACGUGUGCCUCGUGACCAACUGCACUCUGAUCUGUCUGGUGUCCGUGUCCGUUCUGGUAAUCGUGGCCGUGGCAUUCGACCGGUUCACCUCGCUGGCGAAGCCGCUGCGCUACAACAACCUCAUCACGCAUUCCACCGUCGAACGGUACAUCCUCAUGUUCUGGCUCUACUCCCUCUUGGUCGGAUUCACUCCUCUCGUGUACCACGUGCGCAAUCGGGCGGAUUCGUUGGACGACUGCUGCACCUUCGGCAAGGCGGUGCCGAAGCAUCUGCAGCUGUUCGUCCUGUGCGCCGUCUUCGGCCCUUCCACUCUCAUCCUGACCUUUUGCUACUGUUACAUCUACGUGAUUGCGAAGAAGCACGCGCGCGCCAUUCAGAACGAACACCGACAGAUCGGGACGAAGGGCGGAAGUCGGUACGGAAUCGCGUUGGCGAUCACGUCCGGCACGUUCUUGGGUCUGUGGACCCCGUUUCAGAUCUGCGUCUUAUCGGACGUCUUCUUCGGCACGGAGAUUCUGUCCAGCAGGAAUUCGAUGUUCCUGGCAGUGCCGGUGUUGGUCAGCAGCGCCUCUAAUCCGUGGGUUUACGGUUACCGGAAUUCCGAACUGAGGAGUGCAGUUCGGAAAGUCGUCGACGAUUUGUUGACCGCUUUGGGAUUCACGUACCGAAGCAAGGAGAACUCCGAAAUGAACUUUUUGCCGAGUUGUGCGGCGACUUUCGGUGACGUCGGUUCGUUCAUUCAACAUGUUCAGCGGGACUUUGAUCUGGCUUCGUGGCAUCCGAAUCCGCAAGGCGAUUUCCUGCUGGUUCCCAUUGUCCGACCGGAGACGUCGAUUUCGUCCGGAAACGCACAAAGAACGACCGCAAAAGAGUUUGAAGGCGACGAACCCAACAUUCUCAUUUCGAUCGACCAUCCGAGAAUUUUGCGCAACUCGAAAUCGAUGGUCGAGAGCUUCGCCAUCGCCGACGGAAAAGACAUUUUGAUCGUAACGAGCAACAAAAUCAAACACGGCUCGAGCGUGUUGUAAAUGUCAACAACAAUUCUGCAAAGCACUUUAUCGAUGUUUAUGUGCGUUUAUGAACCACCACUCACUCACUCACCCAAAUUGCAUUUGUUCUUAUGAGAAACAAACAAUCUUAUGAAAUGAAUUUCAUGUGUGUUAUAGAUUCUGAGAGAAAGCAACGAUGUGUCAAUAUUACAAUAUUACAAUGUUUAUUUAUACACGAGAAUAGUAUUAUAUAUAUAUAUAUAUUUACAUUUCCAAUAACGACCGAUUCGACCGAAUCGUUAAACAUUUCCAAAGA